This is a messenger RNA of Mollisia scopiformis, 1077 nucleotides long. Its product is annotated as N-acetyltransferase 5. Bases 382 to 945 code for a protein of 187 amino acids. The record is from RefSeq and is a predicted model, not a curated record. The transcript is spliced from 2 exons. Gene Ontology annotation, cellular component: NatB complex. Gene Ontology annotation, molecular function: protein-N-terminal amino-acid acetyltransferase activity. Lineage: Eukaryota; Fungi; Ascomycota; Leotiomycetes; Helotiales; Mollisiaceae. Gene Ontology annotation, biological process: N-terminal peptidyl-methionine acetylation.
AGGAGCUCCUUUCGCAGCCUCGAAGCGCGAUAUAUUGUAAUGGACUUAUGAUUUGGCCAGUGCAAUUUCUGACAGUCGUGCUACAAAAGACACAACACCACCGACAGAAUUACGAGGCUGGUACUCUCACUCUCCCGUCAACCCCACAUUUUGGAUGCUUUGCGAGAAGUGCUAGUGUCUGGAGCAGUAAGAGGAUAGAAUCUCGCAGCGUGUGAUAGCACUUUCACGGAGUUGAGCAGUGUGGUACCAAGUUGCUGUCGGCUAUCGCACCUGAUAAAGUCAGCCGCCAUAUCAAGGGCCUCGCUCGAGCGAAAGUGCUUGCAUAGCUCCGAAUGAAAAGCAGAGCAAUCUAGGGAGUAUAGAAAGCUGGUACUCUCCGAGAUGACUUCUCUACGCCAUUUCAAUGCUAUGGAUGUUUUCAAAUUCAAUGCUACAAAUUUGGACCCUUUGACAGAGACAUACGACCUCGAAUUUUACUUCUCCUAUCUCGCACGCUGGCCAAAUCUCUUCAUUGCCGCUGAGGCACAAGAUGGCACUAUCACUGGCUACAUGAUGGGAAAACUCGAGUCUUCGCCCUCCUAUUUGCAAUUUAGCGAGCAUUAUCUGCCUUUUCACGCUCACGUAACUGCCCUGACCGUCGCACCUCACGCCCGUCGUCUAGUUCUCGCACAAAUCCUCACACGCUCUCUAGAACGUGGUGUUGAUGAGUACGACGCAUGGUUCGUGGAUCUGUAUGUAAGGAGGAGCAACAAGAUCGCGCAAGCAUUGUAUGGGAAAAUGGGAUAUAGUGUGUACCGGAGAGUACUGGAUUAUUACGUCGAUGGCCUUACAGGUGAUGCAGAGGACGGACUCGAUAUGCGGAAGCCCUUGAGAAGAGAUAGGGAUUCGAAACAUAUUAGGGAGAAUGGUGAGAACUUUACAGUCACUCGGGAGGACGUCUUUUGAGUCUGGUCUAAUCCAGAGUGGUGUCAUGCCCAUGACUUCAAGGUGUUCACAUGCAAUACUUCGGCGAUGUAUAAAAAAUCGGAUUCAUUGCUUUAUUUCCAUUAAUCACUCUCAACUGUGGAAUAUCCUGAC